AUGGAACUCCAGCUGCAUGACUCAGAUGAGGAUCUGUAUGAAGAACCGUUCCAAGACAGUUAUCCUUCACGGAAGAGCAGCAAUCAAACCACAGCCAUGCGUCACAGCGGAGCCGCUCGCGCUCCAUGCGCUCCCCGAAACAUCAACCUGACGGUUCCCAUCAGAUCCCCGGCCACAUCCCCACCAAGAAGAUCUGUAGACCAAAGGAGCUUCAAUCUCAACAACCUAAUCUGCCGGUUGCUGAUCGUUGAGAGCGGCGUGGUGGAGAACAAUUGA
Molecule: messenger RNA, 276 nt
Organism: Xyrichtys novacula (pearly razorfish)
Lineage: Eukaryota; Metazoa; Chordata; Actinopteri; Labriformes; Labridae
Source: the annotation of a GenBank genome assembly